Molecule: messenger RNA, 6370 nt
Organism: Oncorhynchus tshawytscha (Chinook salmon)
Lineage: Eukaryota; Metazoa; Chordata; Actinopteri; Salmoniformes; Salmonidae
Product: CREB/ATF bZIP transcription factor-like
Exons: 5
Coding region: 278-1336 (352 amino acids)
Cellular component (GO): nucleus
Molecular function (GO): RNA polymerase II transcription regulatory region sequence-specific DNA binding; DNA-binding transcription factor activity, RNA polymerase II-specific
Source: RefSeq, a predicted model, not a curated record
UUUUGACUUUGUGGGUGUGGUAACCUGUGAAAACCAUUUCCGCAGGUUGAGUCGCCAUUCUUUGCGUCCUUUGUACGUUUAGAAGUUGUCUUCGCUAGUCAGCAAGUAGUUGUUUCGGGAUUAGACAAAUUUACAGACUGUCAAACAAGAUCGAAUCUUUUCCUACGAAAGCUGAAUAAUAUUACGAAUAAAUAGCUACAAUAGGAUCCAGUUAAAGCUUCACGGACGAUAAUCUGAGCGGGAAUACAUUGGUGGUGUCCCUCAUCAAAAGCUAAAAAUGAUCACCAGACGAAGAGGUCGUUCAGACAUCACCGGCGUGGAGGUGUACUCUUCAACUUGUCCUUUUGAUGUUGAAGUCACUGACUUUGUUGAAAUGAUAGAAAAUGUUAAAACGAGUCCCUCUGAAGAAAUUAGGUCAGAGAAUGGGGAUAGUACAGUUGGAUUAGAGUUGGAUGAUUUAUUUGGAAUCGACGAGUUAAACUGGACAUUUGAGAAGGAUGCAGUCUCCCCUCUUUUCGACAUUGGAUUGACCGAAAUAGGUGUGGGUGACACAACAGAUCAAGAUUUUUGGAUUGGCACAUCCAGGACCCCAUCGCCUGAAGGAGUGUCUGCUGUUCAGAAAAGGAAGGGGAGAGAUGACCCGUCUGGGCACAUGAUCAACAAGAACGCUGUCGCUGCGCGAAUUAAUCGUCUGAAAAAGAAGGAAUACGUGAACGGGCUGGAAAAUAAAGUCGGGUCUCUGUCGUCAGAAAACCGCAUACUCAAACAGGAAAACGUCCAAUUGAAUAAGAGGGUAGAAGAGUUGGAAGAUGAGACGAGGUACCUGAGAGCUGUGUUGGCCAACGAGAGCAUGUUAGCCCAGCUGUUGUCAAGGCUGAGCGGUGUGAACGGCAUGAAAUUAUCUUCCUCACUUUUCCAGGGGUCCAACAAGAAUGACGACCACGAUUAUGCCUUGCCGCGGAAACGUGUGAAGGUGGAGGAAAAGGAGACUUCUGGUGGCGUCUGUCUGCACGUAGACAAGAACAACGUCUCAGUGGAGUUCUGCACUAAGUGUGCAGAGAGUGCAAGCGCAUCACUCAAAAUUUUUCUUCUAGGUGAUGAUUGUUCUACCAUGCUGGAUGAAUGGGUUACAGAACGUCCCUGUCUGCUUGGCUCCAUGUGGAUUCUGCUGCUCGGGAAGCUGAAGAGGCGGGACCCGCUGCUGCCAACUUGGCCUGGUAUUUUUUUAAAGCAAGCUCUUUCUGCAGACAAAGGUCUAUCAAUUCCUCAACAAAAUGGAAAAAUGUGGUCAUGGUUUGUGAGGGCUGAUUUCAGUGGAGAGUUCAAAGCCUACUAGUCCGAUGUACUUGUUUUUACAUAAUGCUGCUGCAUUUAGUUUUAAAGUGAUAUUUCACUCAAAUCAGCUUCGGGUGUUUUCAGACUUCAAAAUUGGUGUAAUGAAUAAGUUCAUGUCCCACCUCACCACCUGUAUAGAUCCAGCUGUAUGCCUCAAUCCCAAAUGAAUCCCCCCCAAAAUACAGGUGCUGAUUAAAAUGAUGCAAAUUCAAAUAAUUUCAGAUGGCACCUGUCUUUCCUUGGGGUUGAGGCAUUUAGUGGGAUUUACACACCUGGUAGCUUGGGCCAUUGAUUAGUUUAGACAAACCACUUCUGAGGUCUGAAAAUAUCUAACAAAUGGUGUAAGGGACUGUCACUAAAGUUUAUCGAGCUGGACGGCAUUUCAGUGGUAUUUAAUGUGGAGAACCCACAACGCUUUCAUUUGGAUCUGAAAAGUAAAUGGUUAGCUACUUCACAAGUUAACUUUGUUAAGAGGUACUGUCCUUAAUUUGUUUUUCAGACCCAAACACUUUUUGUUUGCUAUAAAGCCAAAGGAUGGGUUGGAGAAAUGUAACCACCUUCAAAUUCAUAGAUGAAGCUAUUGAUGAAAGAAGUGACAAUACAUGAGAUCGAAAUGAUAGUUUGCGUUUAUAUUUAAGCUAUACAUAGUUUGAAACAACCUUAUUUUGGGUUAUCGUGGCGUACGCUCAGGGGGCAUUAAGUUGUAUUCUUCCAAGAAUCCGUGGGUAUAGGUAGGUGGCUAAAAUUCACAGGUGGUGGCAUGCAAGGCUACUUAUUUGGGCAUGCACUGCAAACUAAACUGUUAUGGCAAAAUAUUCCAGAUUUUUCAUGUGUGCAUAUAUGUUGGACAUAGGAAACCGUAAAAGGGUUUGAGAGCCUGUUAACAGACAGAACAUUUUUAGACUGAUGCAUUUGGCUGAUUACUUGGUGUACAUGAUUUUCAAGGACCCCAAUCAAAACACACCUUUGAAACCAUAACCCCCAAUUUGUUUUGUAAUCCAUUGUUUAAAGAAUAUCUUUGUUUAUAUACACUGUAGCUUCAAAAUAUGGUUAAAACUAUCAGUGGACAGUCAGUACAUGCAUCCUAUGAAUUGAGUGCUUAUAUUUCUCCAGCCCUGUGAUCAAGCAGAUUUGUAGCAAACCAAGUAGUGGUGCUGUUGAAUUAAUUGUUGUGCCAUUAGAAUACGUUUGGAAUUUAAGACCUUUACAGUUAAAUUGUUUUUUUGCACUGAAAGUAGACCAGGAGCCAGUUGGCUGCAAUUUGGAUUUCUUAAAAACAGCCACUUUGAACUCCAGCCAACUUUAGCCACUGCUAACCAAAAAUCAAUGGGAGUGAUGCUUACUGUCCAAUUUUGAACAAUUCACAGGCAAAUAAAUUAAAAUCAAUUCAAUGACUUGGUUUGAAAUCACAAAAGGUAAUUUGGCCAAAAGUUAACACUUCACGGGUGCCUUUAUCACGACCAUUGAUUUUGUUGUUGUUAGCAGUGAGUGGCUUUAAAUAAAAAAAUCCCGAUUGGAUUUAGACUCCUGGCCCAUAGACCACUGUCAGGGUAAGGAAUCAUUUACAUUUGUAUUAAUUUAGCAGACUAAUCCAGUGUGAUUUACAGGAGCAAUUGGGGUAAAGUGCCUUGCUCAGGGGUACGUCAGGUUUUUAACCAAGUCUGCUUGUGGAUUCGAACCAGCAACCUUUCGUUUACUGGUCCAACGCUCCUAACUGCUAGGCUUCCUGCCGCCGAAUUAUGAAUGUGUGUGGUAGACUGGUAGUUAUGCACUAGUCUUCUAUGACCUGUACCAUAAUUGAAGGCUCUUUUGCACUAAAAAUGUUAAUGUAUCCUACACUGGUAAAAUGGUUUCCUCAACCAAUAUUUUGUAUUGUCUGGUUGGCCUGCGAGGUGAUGGCAAUAGCCAAGAUAAAUAGAUUGUCAUAUCACUAUACACUAUACAAAUGUUACUCCUGAAGUACCCUCCCAAACUGGCUUGAUAUAACAUUUUUUUUACUGUACAAUCCAAAUUGAACCAUCUUUGCAUUGUUUAUCAGUUGCACUACCUUAGUAUUUGGCACUCUCAGACCUUUGUUUUCUUGUCAGAUCACUCAACAUUUUCCUUAUGCACAUUAGGAUAUGUUGUACGCUUUUAAUCCUAAACAAACCCGUUAUCAACUUCCCAUCAGAUGAACUCGUGGAUACCAUUGUCUGGUGUAGUUUGAAGGAAGUUGAUCAGUAACGGUAGCGCAAUUGCUAACUAGCGUUACCCAUAGACUUCCAAGUCAAUGCACUAUCUGCUAGCAUGCGCUAAUGCUAGUUUGUAUUGGCUCGUGAAACUACCUAAACUUCCUUCAUAUUGCACACAGACGUAAAAAUUCUAUCCAUGAGCUCAUCUGACUAGGGAAGUAGAAAAAGGGCCUCAUUGCCAAAAUCCUGAAGUGUCCAUUUAAAAUAAUUUUGGACCCUCAGUUUAUGGGCAUUUAAAACACAGCUUUGAGGUAGGCCUGGAUUUAAACAGAACCAUUGUAUCGCGAUCCUGAGGUGUAAUUUCUUACCACUAAAAUUGCCAAUGGAUCAUGCAUUAAGUAAAAAUAUGCCAAGUAAAAACAUUUUCAAAAUCCAGAACAGUUAUACAAUCUGAUAAUCACCUAAUGCAUAUUUUAAUUAACAUUUAGCAGUACGGUAUAACAUGUAUAUUGAACUAAGCAUGUUAUUUAAUGGCUGUUAGCUUGGGGUUCCACUUCAAACACGGUAGAAGCAUUUUACAAGUUAAUUGCAGUGCAAUGUUCUGCGCAAUCUGUUUUGAAUUCUGUCCUCUAUACAAAUUUCAGUGAAGAGAUAAUGCCCCAUUCUCCCGAGGUUAAACUGCAGUUGUCCAUAUGGUUAUGAAACUACAGUGAGAACACUGAGUAAUUUGGUAAUCCCAUAAAGCACACUUAAUGUGGGCCACGUUCAGUAGGCAAACCUGUUUGAAUUGCCAUGAAUAGAGCAGGUGUGAAUCCAUGUCAGGCCUGUUCGUUCUACAUAUCUACGGGUGUUCCACUACAUCAGGUAUUCCCAAAUGGAUACGUGCAAUGCUGUCGGGAGUACGCCACGAAAAAUGUGAUUCCCUUUUUUUUGUUCACAUUUUCAAACAUUUAUUUUCCAACGGGGCUAUACAUCUGGGUGAGUAUUUUUUAUUCCUCGCCUGAGUAGCCUCGUUUCACUGCCAAAAAUAAAAUCAAACCAUCUAGUGUUCAGUGAAAUAACAACGCAAUGUCAAAUACAGGUAGCCUCGUCAAAUCACAUCCAAUCACAUGAACCGUUACUGUCUCACCGGAAACCUAGAAAAGAAACGUGACUAUUUGAAAAAUAAGCCACGGGAGUUUGAGCUAGAAUUAAGAUGAAAUUAGAGUGGUAAGGCAUGUAUAACCACAACUGAUACCAUUAAUAAGGGCCUAGAAGCGUCUUAUAUGGUGAGCUACCGAGUGGCUAGGACAGGCAAGCCCAUACUUUUGGGGAGGACUUAAUUAUUCCUGCUGCUGUGGAUAUGGCUGGGACGAUGCUGGGGGUAAAGGCCCAAAAAACUAUACAGACAAUGCCUUCAUCGGACAGCACUUUCACGACGCAUCAAUGUCAUGGCAGGAGAUGUUUUGAAACCAUUACUGCUUCGCAUUCAAGCCAGUGAAUUAUAUGCGUUACAGCUGGGUGGGUCAACUGCUCCUGGUAUAUGUCCGUUACAUUUGAGGGGUCAAUUAAAUUAAGGAAGACUUCCUCUUCUGCAUAUCACUGGAAACCAAAGACAACAUGAGAGGAUAUUUUUAAAGUACUGGACAGCUUUGUGACAUCAAAUGGACUUUGGUGGUCAAGAUGUGUUGGUAUCUACUGAAAAAAAAAAAGUGUUGGUAUCUACUGAUGGCGCAUAAGCCAUGACGGGGACACAGUGGAGUGGUUGCUCCCGACGCCACUUGGGUACACUGCAGCAUCCACCGAGGCUCUUGCUGCCAACGGAAUUGCCCGAUGGCUUGAAAGACAUUUGACACUACAGUGAAAAUAGUUAACUUUGUUAAAGCAAGGACCCUGAACUCGUGUAUUUUCUGCAUUAUGUAAUGAUGUGACCAUGUAACGCUUUUACAGCGCUGGUUAUCAAGGGGCAAAGUAUUGACGUUUUAAAAAAUUUUUUUUUGAGAGACAAGCUUAAACUUUUCUUUACUGAGCAUUUUCACUUAUCUGACCGCUUGCAUGACGACUGGCCUAUCUGGGUGAUGUUUUUUCUCACCUGAAUGAUAUGAAUCUAGGAUUUCAGGGACUCUGCAACUAUAUUCAAUGUGUGGGACAAAACUGAGGCUAUGAUUAAGAAGUUGGAGCUCUUUGUCUGCAUUAACAAGGACAACACACAGGUAUUUCCAUCAUUUUUUUUUUUUUUUGUGCAAAUUAUCUCAAGCUUACAAGCUUCACAAGCUUAUGGACAGCUUAUGUCAAAUGUGAUAUAGCGAAUCACCUGAGUUUGGUGCACAAUUAUGCAGGUACUUUCCUGAAACGGAUGACAAACAACUGGAUUCGUUAUCCCUUUCAUGCCCUGCCUCCAGUCCACUUACCGAUAUCUGAACAAGAGAGCCUCGUCGAAAUUGCAGCAUGCGGUUCUGUGAAAAUUGAAUUUAAUCAGAAGCCACUGCCAGAUUUCUGGAUAGGGCUGUGCUGAGUGUAGCCUGCCUUUGCAAAUCGCGCUGUCAAGACACUGAUGCCCUUUGCAACCCACAUACCUAUGAGAGUGAAUUCUCGGCCCUCACUUUUAUGAAAACUAAAUACAGGCACAGAUUGUGGAAAAUGAUUUAAGACUCCAAUAGAACCCAACAUUGCAGAGUUAUGUGAAUCCUUUCAAGUACACCCUUCUCAUUAACCUGUGGUGAGUUAAUCACAAUUUAAUGAACAAAUUAGGUUUUAUAUGUAAGGUGGUUAAGAGCAAAAUGACUGAUUUGUUAUUUGUGCCCUGGUCCUGUAAGAGCUCUUUGACAUGUCCUAUGAGCCGGGUUGUGACAAAGUCACAUUUAUUAAACAUAAGAAUGAGUGUA